Camellia sinensis is the source of this 1164-nucleotide messenger RNA. Lineage: Eukaryota; Viridiplantae; Streptophyta; Magnoliopsida; Ericales; Theaceae. The record is from RefSeq and is a predicted model, not a curated record.
AUGGUAGGUGGUAGUGGUUGUCGUGUUGUUGAUAUUGUUGUGGGUGAUAAGAGAAUUAUGGAGGUUGAUAAUUCUUGUAGGAUUGAUUCUAACCAGAGAGUUUUGUUGUCUGGUAGUUGGAAGGGGAUUAUACAUAGUGUUGGUCAAGAAUUUGAAGGUGGAGUGUCGGCGUUUUGCAUUGCAUUGACUAAGUAUGCAGUUGAGUGUGGCUUUGCAGUGAAUUAUUUGAAGAACGAUACAACAAGAGUAACUGCUGAAUGUUUGAUGAAGUCGUCUACGGGUUGUAAAUGGUUUGUGCAUGGGAGGGUGUUGAUGAAUUCCGCUAUGAGAACAAAUCCGGGAAGUGUGUUUGAAUUAGAUGUGGAUGAAAGUAGUGGGUGUUUUCGGAGGUUGUUUGUGGCAUUUCAUGGAUGUUUGUAUGGCUUUCAAUUUUGUCGUCCGUUGUUGUUUGUUGAUGGUACAUUCUUGAAGGGUCGUUACAAGGGGCAUUUGCUUACAGCAACAUCAAAAGAUGGUAAUCAAGGCCGAAGAUUGACUUUUGUGUCAGACCGUCAACAUGGAUUGCUAGAUGCUCUUUUCAGUGUUAAAUGUGCUUAUGCGCCAACGGUUGCUUCUUUCCAACAUUAUAUGGAGAAGUUGAGGCGUAUUGCUGGGAAUGAUAGAGUUGAUAAGGAAAACGAUAUGGUGAUGUCAUCUAAUGCUGCUAAGUCUUACAAUAAUUGGAUUGGUGGGGCCCGUGAGUUGCCUAUUACUUGUAUGGUUGAUAUAAUUAGUGUUCAAAUCAUGACUCAAUUGUCGAAUAGAAGAGCUGAAUCUAAAAGAUGGACUACGAAAUUGUGUCCAGUUAUAGAAAAGAAGUUGGUGGACUCUUUAGAGCUAGCUAAGUCUUGGGAUGUGAUUGUUGCUAGUGAUACUACUUGUUCUUGCCAUGAAUGGCAAUUGAAUGGUUUUCCUUGUUGUCAUGCUAUGCAUGAUUUGCGUAGUAGUGGUAGAGAUGUGUAUGAUUUUAUUGAUCCCUUUUUUCGUGUAAAUUGUUUUAGAGAGACAUACAAGGAAUCUGUUUAUCCAGUGCCUUCAAGAGGUGAGAAUGUUAAGCAAAUCAAGUGUGUGAGGUGCUUGAAAUAUGGGAAUCACAAUAAGAAGACGUGCAAUGUUGCUAUUUGA